GCACAACUACACCCAGCAAUCUGGUUCGAGCGGCGCAUCUUCAGCUGCAGCUUGUCCUCGCGCGAGUUCUGCCACGGCACUGCGAUCGCCGGAUAUGAAGCACGAUGAAGAUCAGGGGUCCUCGGUUGAUACUCAUACUGAUACUUCUAGAGGACCACCUCCACCACGCGACAUCACGGCGCUGGAAGCGGAGCUGAAAGCAGCGAAGAACUGCAACCCGGCUAGCC
Molecule: messenger RNA, 227 nt
Organism: Amoebophrya sp. A120
Lineage: Eukaryota; Dinophyceae; Syndiniales; Amoebophryaceae
Source: the annotation of a GenBank genome assembly